Molecule: messenger RNA, 1622 nt
Organism: Oppia nitens
Lineage: Eukaryota; Metazoa; Arthropoda; Arachnida; Sarcoptiformes; Oppiidae
Exons: 5
Coding region: 39-1622 (527 amino acids)
Biological process (GO): monoatomic anion transport; transmembrane transport
Molecular function (GO): transmembrane transporter activity
Source: RefSeq, a predicted model, not a curated record
AUAAUAAUAAUUGAAAUAAUAAUAAUAAACAACAUAUAAUGCCAUCACCAAUGAACAAAUGGUUUCCGCACCGGUAUCGGGUGGGUGUGUUGGGUAUGUUUGCCUGUGCAUUGGUCUAUACGUUGCGGGUUAAUAUCAACGUUACAAUCGUUGCAAUGACCAACUCGUCCGAUCGGGUUAUACAACAUCCGAGCGACUGGUGUCCAGAAUAUUCUGAUUCGGGCGGCUAUGACGGCAACGGUUAUCAGACUACCAAAGUGUACGACUGGUCGGAACCGAUUCAGGGCACUAUACUGGGCGCCUAUUUCUACGGUUUUACGGCCACACAGAUCAUCGGCGGUCUACUAACCGAACGUUUCGGUGCCAAAUGGGUGUGCGGUACAGGUAUUGCGAUACCGGCGUUGAUCAAUGCCCUGUCACCGGUAGCAGCGGACGGCCACUACGGCUAUCUGAUGGCCACCCGUAUAGUUGUCGGUUCGUUUCACGGCUUUGUCUAUUCGUCGCUGUUUUCGAUGUACGCCAAAUGGUUUGCCGCACACGAACGGACAGUGGCCAUAGCCUGUAUGUGGUUCGGGUCGAAUAUGGGCGGCGUUUUUAUGUCGCCAAUUGCCGGCUAUCUGUCUCGGCACGGGUUUGCCGGCGGUUGGCCAUCGGUUUUCUAUGUGUCCAGUAUUAUACAUUCGGUUUGGCUGGUGUUUUGGUGGCUGUGCGCCCACGACUCGCCCGCCAAUGACCGCCGUAUUAGUCCCGAUGAACACUUGUAUAUAUUGCAAAACACUGACUGUAUGAUUGAAAAGACAUCAACACCAGUUCCCUGGCGAUCCAUACUGUCGUCGCGUACUGUUUACGCGUCGAUAAUCGUGCGCGCGUGCGGUAUGUUUGGCUACUAUACAAUAUUUACGAGCGUACCCUCAUAUUUUGAUGCCAUAUUCAAUGUCAAAUACGUGGAAAACGGUACCUACAUGGCCAUCAUGUAUGUGGCCAUCGGCUGUGCACUGUUAGCUGCCGGUCCACUGUCGACACUGUUGUUAACCAAAACAAGUAUAUCGCGGACACGGGUACGGAAAAUCUUUCAAUUGAUAUCACAGAUAGGUCCGGGCAUUUGUCUAGCACUGGUACCCUCUAUGGACUGUAAUCUGAUAGCCGUAGUCGUACUCAUUGUGGUCAGUAUGCUAUUGUACGGUUUUCGGACGGGCGGCGAAUACCCGAUAAUACCGGAAUACGCGCCCGAAUUUACCGGCGUAGUAUUCGGUUUGACCAAUACGUUGGGUGCGGCCAUGGGUUUUCUGGCGCCGAUAAUUGUCGGUCAGGUGCUCAAUAUGGACAGCAAUGUCGUGACCCGUGAAAAGUGGAAUAUAGUAUUCUACAUAAUGGCCGGCCUAUAUCUGUUGGGCGCCGUAUUGUUUGAACUGCUGGCCACUGCCGACCGUCAGGACUGGUCGUAUGUAAAACAAGUGGUCGGCAGUAAUAUCGAGUUGAAUGAACUGUCCGGCAAUAGUCGGUCGACAAUCAAAUUUCAGACAAGAUAUCGGAUAUUUUCCAGAUAUAAAUCAAAUCAAAUACCAGAAAAUACCGAAACUCCCGAUUGGAUUGUAUUCAAGAAAAAUACUUUAGUUUAUUAA